This is a messenger RNA of Ipomoea triloba (trilobed morning glory), 525 nucleotides long. RefSeq lists its product as uncharacterized. The record is from RefSeq and is a predicted model, not a curated record. NCBI's taxonomy places the organism in Eukaryota, Viridiplantae, Streptophyta, Magnoliopsida, Solanales, Convolvulaceae. Gene Ontology annotation, molecular function: RNA-DNA hybrid ribonuclease activity; nucleic acid binding. Bases 1 to 525 code for a protein of 174 amino acids. The transcript has 2 exons.
AUGGAGACCAGAAGAGUUUUUGCAAAAUCAAUUCAACUAGGAAGCAUUCAAGGAAACCUUGUCGACAGAAAGAUCAAAUGGCAAAGACAAACUAAUUCCACAAUUGUGCUCAAUGUUGAUGGUGCCUUUACAGGAAAUCACUCGACUGCUGGAAGAGGUGCGGUUCUUAGAGACCAUAAAGGAAACUGGAUGGAAGCAACUAAAGGAAUCCUCGACAUGGAGAUUCAAAGUGACAGUAAGGAGUUGACCAAGUGUCUUAAUGAGAACAGUCGGGGAGGGAACAACAUGGGGCAGUUGGGGAUUAAAUGCAGAGAUCUCAUUCGGAAAAGUGGUAAUUCUUCUCUGGUGCAUAUAUUCCGUGAACAAAACACUGUUGUGGAUUAUUUAGCAAAGCAUGGGUGCAAUUCUAGAGAGAUCAUGACCCUUUUUGUUUCACCCCCUCCCGGAUGCAUUAACUUUGUGUAUAACGAUCAACUAGGGGCUGUUUGCGAUCGUCUCAUUCUUGAGACGCUGUUUUGUUUAUGA